CCGCGAUUUUUCGUGGGACUUUGCCGUCCUAUAAAAACAACAAGCAGAACGUUGUUUAGUUGACGUUUUCGAGUCAGUCCCUUCGUUCCUUUUUCAGUUUUAGCCUGACAUUAGAACUAGGCUGUAUGCUUAGAAAUGUUCUUCGAGUAAUAGGAGAUAUAGCUAUGGGUAAGAAGAAAGGUGGAUUUUACGCCGUCAGAGUUGGGAGACAGACCGGAGUAUUCGACACAUGGGAGGAAUGCAAGAGCUAUGUCAGUGGAUAUGCUGGAGCAAAGUUCAAGAAGUUUGGAAGCAAUAAGGAAGCUCUUGAUUUCGUAAAUGGUGGAUCGAGCUCUUCGCCUUUCGCCACAUCAUCUUUAUCUUCUUCUCAUGGCUCGAGUGGUUCUUCAGGCUAUGUGCAGCCCUGUCCUACAAAGCGCCAUCACUCUGAAACAACCAGCUCUUUUGGGCAUAGUGGUACUAAGCGCUUUAAAUCCACACAAUACCUGGACACAGUACCUGCUAGUGUGGGCUGCACCACAUCAAGUGAAAGAGACCGACCUGUGGUUUACACCGAUGGCUGCUGUACCCGGAAUGGAUUCAGUGGAGCUAAAGCUGGAGUAGGAGUGUACUGGGGCCCUAAUCAUAAGAGAAACAUCAGUGAGCGGUUGCCGGGUAGACAAACAAACCAGAGGGCUGAAAUUGUGGCAGCUACAAUGGCUCUAGAGUCUGCUAAAGAAAUGGGCUUUACCAAGGUGGAGAUUCGCACUGAUAGCAAGUAUACAAUCAAUGGUAUGACGAGCUGGAUUAGGUCAUGGAAAAAGAAUGGUUGGAAGACAGCAGACAAUAAAGAUGUUAAAAACCUUGAAGACUUUCAAAAGCUGGACAAGCUGUGCUCUGAGAUAGAUGUACACUGGGGAACUACAAUCGCUCAAUAUUGCCCCAAAUGGAUUGAAACUUCACAGGGAUGUAAAUAACAACUCCACAAACAGACCCAUGUUGCUGGCCAUGCUGGAAUUGAAGGAAAUGAAAUAGCAGAUCAACUUGCAAAGGGUGGAGCCGAUAAGUCGCCUGUCUAGAAAUUAAUUAACCAUAAUUACAAACCCAUUUAUGCUUGGAUUUAAGAAAUAUAUAAUGCUUUGAUAUAAUGUUGUCAUACCGGAUCAUGUAACACUUUCCUGCAUUUGUGAUUAAUUAUUUAUUGUACAAUAAAUACAUUAUUAUUAAUAAUAUUUAAAAAUAGCUAUAGUAUUUCUUGUGUGGCUAGUGCAUAGCUCAAAAUAAGACAGGAAAAAAAGAAAAAUUGUUUAUAGUUUUUCAUUGAUUAAGGUUAAUAAAUGUAUUCUUUAUUAAAAAAAUAAAUUUGCAAUUGUUCAAUUCUA
This is a messenger RNA of Nematostella vectensis (starlet sea anemone), 1361 nucleotides long. RefSeq names its product ribonuclease H1. Gene Ontology annotation, molecular function: nucleic acid binding; RNA-DNA hybrid ribonuclease activity; magnesium ion binding. Bases 126 to 956 code for a protein of 276 amino acids. NCBI's taxonomy places the organism in Eukaryota, Metazoa, Cnidaria, Anthozoa, Actiniaria, Edwardsiidae. The record is from RefSeq and is a predicted model, not a curated record. The transcript is spliced from 8 exons. Gene Ontology annotation, biological process: DNA replication, removal of RNA primer.